Gasterosteus aculeatus aculeatus (three-spined stickleback) is the source of this 4044-nucleotide messenger RNA. RefSeq names its product epithelial cell transforming 2 like (gene ect2l). The record is from RefSeq and is a predicted model, not a curated record. NCBI's taxonomy places the organism in Eukaryota, Metazoa, Chordata, Actinopteri, Perciformes, Gasterosteidae. Gene Ontology annotation, molecular function: guanyl-nucleotide exchange factor activity; protein binding.
AGCUUAUGUAUCAGGUUCUAUUAACACCCGUAUUCUCCUCAGUCUUCCUGCGGUAUGCAGAAGAUAUGACACAGUCAUAAGUCACUGCAUUGAUCAAUUCAUUGUAGUCUGAAUGCGGUCAUCAGACCAACGAGCUGCGUAAUCGCGUGUGAUCGCGUGCUUGUACACAGCGUGGACGGCUUUCGUUACUCAUUAAUGCGCACGAGGCCGUGUGAAGGAACGCGCCCGUCCUGCUGUUGGUGCGUCUCUAAGGUUACGCAGCACAGCGGUUUGUAUCCCUGCAGGCCGAGGCGGUGGAGAAGAUGGAGGCGAACGCGAGGUCCACCCCUCACGCGGGGAAGCGCGCGCAGCUCGGCGGGACGGACCGCGGCCCGCGGCCCGGGACCCGUUUCAGCAGCUGGACCCCCCUGAACCACAGGGCGGGCAACCUGCAGUUAUUUGAAGAGAGGACCAACCUUGUGCUGCACUGGUUUGACCUGUGGACCGACAGACAGAGGAAGCACCUGUUGCACUCUCUGUUCACGCGCUGCACUAAGUCCCAGCUCAAGUACUGCAAGGACUUGCUGAUGGAGACGGUGCCUGUGACUGAAGCGGACUUCACGUCUGUGCUUCCACGCUUCCUGUCCCUGUAUGUGUUGUCAUUUCUGUCGCCCAGGGACCUUUGCUCCGCUGCCCAAGUCAGCUGGCACUGGAGGGUCCUUGCAGAGCAGGACUGUCUCUGGGCUGGCCGCUGCAUCUCAAGAGGCUGGUUCCUUCCAUACACUCCAGUAGAGAAAGAGUACGGAGCGUGGAAGAGCCACUAUGUCUCCUGCGUCUCCACGCUGGACUGGCUCACCCCCAGGGAGGACGCCGAGCGGUACGGGACCCUCAAUCGACAAAGCACAGAGACGAUAGAAGAGGGUGAGGAGGAGGAGGAGAGGAGGAAGGAGAGGAGGAUACGACAGAUGAUCAGAGACAAACUAAGAAAGGAGAAGGAACACUCUAUGAGAACCAGGAAACCCUGGGGCAGCUACACUAAGCCACAAGGAGGUGGAAGGGAUCAGACGCGGAGGCCCAACUCUGGAAUAACGUCCGUCUCUUUGCCCGCGCUCUCCUGGCCUCAGAGGACUCUGAGGUCUCCCAGCGUCUGUCUCAGCCUGGACAGGGAACAGCCCCUUGCUGCAACCCAGAGCUUGCAGAGAGUCCAGACCUCCAAUCCUCACAGUGAAAGACUCAGCAAAGCCAGCGGAGCGCUGUCCUCCUUCACCGCCAGACCUCCCCUGCCACAGGUGACCCCUCCUACCCUCUUGCUGCUGAUCUCCAACAGAACUCCGGCCUACGAGUUGGUGCUGAGUGGCGUGAAGGAUGGCGUGGUUGUGGUUCUGUACGACCACAGAGGGACUCUCCCAGCUUUGUUAGCCCAGGUGGAGAGGACUCUUUCUGGGCAGAGAGCUCAGAGGCUGGGCCUGCUGGCUCCAGGCGGAACGGAGGAAGUCCAUCUGCUCCUUGGUUGUAGCCUCUCAGAGAGGACGCUACUGACCCCGGACCAUAAAGGAUUCUGGGAAAAGCUGGGUGGCUGGGUGGCACCAACUGGGGAAGGUGGAGGGAUUGACAUCUUCUGCGCGCUGGCUGCUUCUGCAUCUGGCAUUGCUCUCAUGCAGACUCUCUCUGCUCUGACGGGUCUGGAGGUUCUAGCGCCGAUGGGUUUUGCCGCCGGAAGUUUCCAGAACAUCCUGAGCGAGUGGUCUGACGGCGCCGUGCACACCGGACUCUCGGAGCAGCAGCCGGCCUCCCCGGCACGGCAGUUUGUGUGUGAGAGCGUUCUGCAGGGCUGGUGCAGACAGGCUCAGUGGAUGGAGGAGGCUCUGGGGGAGCUGAGGGACUGCCGGGGGCCGCAGUUGCAGAGCGUGAGCCUCCAGGCCAGAGGCCGGGCGCUGGGUCAUUUCCUUUGGGAGAAGAUCUCCCUGGAGGAGCUUUGCGUGUCCAAAGAUCUAAGCGAGGCUCUGACGGAGGGACUCACUGCUCUCACAACACAGGGAGAGACAAGAACUCUGGAGUUUCUUGCCAGGUUCCUGAUAAGAUGGAGUAAUGAGAAAGAGAUGGAGGGAGAAGAGACCCGUGGAGGAGGAAAGGGAGAAAACAAAGGAUUGGAGGAUUUCUCAUUUGCGCUUCACGACUCAAAUAAAUGUGUCGGCUUGGUACUUGAGCUCCCACAGAUGGUGUUCGAUUGGAGAGGUGCAGCUGCCAGAGAGCUCCACCACAGCGAGUGUCUUUAUCUGGGGAGACUGGGCUCCGUGCUGAAGGUGUACCAGGAGCCGCUUACUGCAGCUCUCAACUCAAACAGAGCCAUCCUCGGCUACGCUGACAUACACAUUGUCCUCAGCCCUGUCACACGAGUACUGGAGCUCAACAGGGUGUUUCAUGCAGAUUUACAGGCCCGGCUGCAGCAGUGGGGUGCAGAGCAGUGUGUUGGAGAUGUGCUUGUAAAACUGUGCUCAAAACUCAGGGUCUACACCAACUACCUCAACAAUUACACCACUGCCCUCAUCACCAUCGACAGGUGCAGGGAGACGAAGCCUCUGUUUCGGGCUUUCCUGAAGAGAGCGGACAGAACUCUUGCAACACACAUGCUGAGUCUGCAGGAGCUUCUGCUGUGUCCAGCCUGGAGAAUUCAGGAGUAUGUGACUCUGCUUCAGGUGUUGUCUUCACACACGCACAUCAACCACCCUGACCACACACACCUCUGCUCUGCCCUCAACACCCUGCUGGCAUUCAGGGAGUUUAUACAGAAGUUGAAGCGCAACUCCGAGAGAGACAGCGUGAUGGAGGAGACGCAGCAGAUGAUCCAAGGCUGCCCGAGCCUCAGUGAAGGAAACAGACAGCUGAUAAUAACACAGGAUGCUGCUUUGCUCAGAAGCUCUGAUGAGCAGAUUCCUGAGUCGCUCAGGACCUACGAGCAGGUGUCCGAUGUGGGUCUGUUCCUGUUUAACGACGUCUUGCUGUUGACGCGGCGGAACGUGCGUCACACACCGUUUGCGCUGGCUCACCGCAGCACACACACCUUCCUGGCCUCUGUGGCGCUCUGCAGCCUGGCUGUGAGGGGGCUCAUACACACUCGCUAUGUGCGCCAUGCUUUUGUCCUGGAGGGUCCUUCUCGUUCUUGGGUUUGUGCCACAGAAAGAGGCGAGGAGAGAGAGCGCUUCCUGUCCGUGCUGCGUUCGGCCAUGAACUCUGCCCUGACUCAACACAAGUGACCACGGCAAACCGGCAAGAGGAGGUUUGAGUGCCACUCCUGGCCUUUUCUAUAUAUGUUUAACGGCAAUUCUUUUUCCACACCACCCAUGACGUAAAUACGUUGCACUACCGCCCCUCUGUCUGAAUUCCACCUUGAAAGUAUUCAGGUUACAGUUUAAAAUAUUAACAAAUAUAAUGCUGUUGUCACAAAAAUACUCAAAAAUGGCAUAAUUGAUUGUGAUACAUUUUUUUUUGCAUUUAAAAUAUUUUGAAAACAUUGAUUGAUACAAUCAAAGUAUUUUGUCACGUUCUGCACUCUUCACUCUAAAUAAUUUUUUUUCUUUUAUGUAUCCAUACUUCAACACAAUGCUGUUAAGAAAAAAAGCUAAAUAAAUCACAAUACUCAGACAGUCUGGCUGAUGUUGCCCGUUAAAAUCAAACCGUUAUUUCGGCACCGUGUUGUAGCUGAAUUGCAUUGGAUAUUAGCAAGUUCUUUGUUUGUUGUUUGUAGUUUCCUGUUUUGCCUGUUGUGUCUUGUACUGUACGCUUACUUACCGUAAACUGGGAACAUGUGGGUUUUCCUUGUGUUGUAUUCAUAUCAUGCAUUAAUUCCUUUUAUAUUAAACCAGUAACAUUAGCUGAACAAUCCCAGCAUCACAAGUAGCGUCUUCUCAGUAGAUCCUUUAUAUCCAGUAACAAUUUUAGUAAAUUCUAUGUCAUUUUAUCAUGUGAUUUUUAUAUAAAUAUAUACUGAUUAUAAUACCAAUGAUGUAUAUUUUAACUUCCUUUUUCAAAAUGUUGAUUACCAAAUAUAUAAACUUGUAGAUUUUU